This is a messenger RNA of Plasmopara halstedii, 2439 nucleotides long. Its product is annotated as stip-like protein. Lineage: Eukaryota; Oomycota; Peronosporomycetes; Peronosporales; Peronosporaceae. Gene Ontology annotation, biological process: spliceosomal complex disassembly. The record is from RefSeq and is a predicted model, not a curated record. The transcript has a single exon. Bases 1 to 2439 code for a protein of 812 amino acids. Gene Ontology annotation, molecular function: nucleic acid binding. Gene Ontology annotation, cellular component: U2-type post-mRNA release spliceosomal complex.
AUGGCUUCCAGUGGGGGGUUGAGCAACGCGGACUUUGCGCGUAUGUUCUGCGGCGAAGCGCAGCGGGAGAUCGCAAGCCGUAUACCGGAUACAAGUGAUGACAUCACCGCGACUACGAAUGUUGUUUAUGAGCUAAAGCAGGGCGAAGAGGAUCGACAACUUGAGGACGUUUCUGAGGCGUCACGAAAGUCUCAUCUUGAGACUAAUAUUAGUUCUGGAUCAAGCUUGGGCCCUAGUCGGAGCGUUGGGGUUGGUUUGGGCCUACAACUUGACUCUGGAUCUGGAUUGGGUUUCACAGAGAAUAAGAAGAAUAUAAGAGUAUCAAAACUUACUGAGACCAAGACGUAUUCCUGGGAGAAACACACGACAGGAUUUGGCACAAAAAUGCUGGCUAAAAUGGGUUUUAAAGGUCGCCUAGGAAAGAUGGAGGAUGGCGUGUCGGCCACUAUUGAGGUGAAAAAGCGGCCGGCCCAGAUGGGCAUGGGCUACGGAGACUUUGUGGAAGCUAGCAAUCUUAAGCAAAAUAGGAAAUUGCAAAAAGAACUCCAAGGUGAAAAUGCUGGUGAUGAGGAGACAAAUUAUGAGGCUCGAUAUGGUCUGGAGGACGACUCGUUGUGGAGAAAGAGGCUAAUUGGGUCAUGUCGCCAGAGACACAAGCGAGCAGCGGACUUGAUGCAGGAAGUUCACGACAUGAAAAAACACAGAUCAAAUGACAUUGUACUAGAUAUGAGAGGUCCGUCCGUAAGGGUGCUCACCGAUAUGAAGGCUGCAUAUCAUGUUGAUCUGCAGCAUAUGACACCAAAGCUAGGCGACGAAUUGGUUUACAAUAUAUGUACGUUAUUAAAUCUGACAAAAGGAAAAUUGUACGACCUGACGCAAAAAAUCAGCGUAAACAAGGAAAGUCUUACCGGGAUAAAGAUGGAGACCAAAAUGAUGACGACACAGCUAGAUGUGAAUGAUGUGCAACAGCAGCACAUAGAAGGAAUUAUUAAGCAAUUGAAAAUACUGGAUAGUCUUCGUGAGGAUGCAUUCGAAAUGAAGUCGGUGGAGUCUCUUUUAACACAUCUGCGCAGGAUACGUCAGCAUUUUCCGAUCGAGUUUGAUGCGCAUAAGUUGCUGCAACUUGUGCCGUCUAUCUGUAUUCCUCCGCUUCGAGCCUUACUAACAGAAUUAGAUUUGCUCGAUCCGAUAUCAAACGAUCGUAUCGUGCUUCAAUUGCGAUUAGUUCGGGCAUUUUUAACAGAGUCACCCAGGGAUACAGUCAAAAAGAAUAUUCCUCAAGUGGGCAGUGUGCUGCCUAUUAUCCGGGAAAAAACUAUAGCCGAAGGCAGUGAUCUAUACAAUUUCAUACUGGAAGACACAUUAUGGCCUGCUUUAGCGCAUUGUGUAAAUGUGGAUUGGCAAGCAAAGGCAAAUCCACUUAGCUGUAUUAAUUUGUUUUUAAAGGUCAGAUUGCACCUUUCGAGUGAAUUGGAGAAUGCUUUUAUACAUCGAUUAGUGUUUGUUCGUCUGAAAAAAGAGUGCCAACAUUGGGAUCCUCAAUCGGAUACAAUAUCUAUUCAGGAGUGGUUGCUACCUUGGCUGCCUUAUGUCGGUGCUGCGAUGGUGUACCUGUACCCUGACAUUCGACUAGCGCUGGCAAGCGCCUUGAAUCAGUGGCAUCCAUCAGACCUAUCAAUACUUUCUAUUUUGUCUCCAUGGCGAGAGCUUUGGGGUGAGCGCGAAUAUGGCAAAUUUACCCAUCGGCAUAUCAUGCGAAAAUUGAUACGAUGUUUGCAUCGAGAGUUUGAAAUCAAUCCUGAGGAGCAGUCUCUCGAAGCUUUGACGUGGGUACUGGCGUGGAGAGAUUGUCUCCCUGACCGCCAGCUCGUUGCUCUUUUGGAAGGCGAGUUCUUCCCAAAGUGGCUGAAGGCUUUACGCAAAUGGGUUGACGGCUCUCCAAAUUUGAUCGAGCUUGAAAAAUGGUAUUGCGGUUGGAAACUGCUUUUUGAAAGAAAUAAGCUAGCAACCAAUGAUAGAUUGCUCAUUCAUUUCCAUGGAGCCCUUGUGCUGCUACAGAUUGCUACCGACUCGGUUUUCGGGAGCAGUCGGACAGUACCGGAGCUAAAUGGAUAUGCUGCCACGAGUUAUCAAGAUGCACUAGUGUUAGCGCGGGACGCGAGUGGGCGAGACGAGCUGGUUCAAGACGAAAAAACCUUACCACGAAAAACAGUCGCCCACAGGGUCAGCUUGAAAGAUGCCAUUGAAAACAUGGCAAUAAAUCACAACUUGACUUUCAUGCCGAAAGGUUAUCACGAUGGACAACAGAUAUAUAUGUUUGGGGAGCGCAAAAUAAUCAUAGAGCAGGGCGUAGUGUUUGCCGAAGAUUUCAAAAAUGUGUUUAAGCCUGUGGAUCUUGAGCAACUUUUGAUCGAGACCAGCGGAAAACACGCUUGUUGA